Emericellopsis cladophorae is the source of this 1896-nucleotide messenger RNA. RefSeq names its product FAD dependent oxidoreductase. NCBI's taxonomy places the organism in Eukaryota, Fungi, Ascomycota, Sordariomycetes, Hypocreales, Bionectriaceae. Gene Ontology annotation, biological process: retrograde transport, endosome to Golgi. Gene Ontology annotation, cellular component: cytoplasm; late endosome. The record is from RefSeq and is a predicted model, not a curated record. The transcript is spliced from 5 exons. Bases 1 to 1896 code for a protein of 631 amino acids. Gene Ontology annotation, molecular function: oxidoreductase activity.
AUGGAGGGCAAGCGGAACAUUGUCGUUGUCGGGGGUGGCGUCAUAGGCUGUACCACGGCCUACUAUCUAAGCCGGCAUCCUAAAUUCAAUCCAGCACUUCAUACGAUCACGCUGCUUGAAGCUGCCCCUUCCCUGGCUUCCGGAGCCUCGGGCAAGGCGGGUGGCCUACUCGGCUUGUGGGCAUACCCUUCGUGCCUCGUCCCCCUGUCAUUCAAGCUCCAUGCGGAACUCGCCGCCGAGCAUGGCGGUGCCCAGAAAUGGGGCUACCGUCCUCUCAAGUGCGGCAGCAUCUCAGCUACGGUGACCAAGCAGCGUAUCCAGCAGAUGCAGACGUUGAACGGGGACACCAAGGCCUGGGAAAGACUGCCGAAGCAGAAUGAGGCAGCACAGGAGCUCUUUGCGAGUACCAACCAGCCAGAAGAUCUUGACUGGAUAUCCCGUGACCUUGUGGAAGGGUAUGCCGAGAUGGGCGCACCUGGGGCCUCCGAGACGGCGCAGGUCCAUCCCUACCAUUUCACAACAUCGAUGGGCGAGCUCGCCCGGAGCGGUGGAGUCGAUAUUCGAACAAACGCCAAAGUCACCAACAUCAAGUCGAAGGCAUCUGGGGUGGAGAGCAUCGAGUACCUCGAUCGUGAGAGCGGAGAGACGAAGCAGAUCAACGACGUGACUGACGUUGUGGUCUCUGCUGGACCGUGGACGGGGCGUGUGCUGCCAAAGGCCAAGGUGGAAGGACUCCGUGCUCACAGCGUCGUGUACGAGGCGGACGUCAGCGCAUAUGCUGUCUUUACCGACAUUGAACUUCCCUCGGACUUUGUCCCUGAGCACCGCGCCAAGAUGGGCCAGAAGCGCAAGCACAAGGGGUCGGUCGAUCCCGAGAUCUACGCCCGGCCUUUUGGUGAGGUCUACGCGUGCGGCGAACCGGACAAGCUCGUGCCUCUGCCAGAGACGGCCGACCAGGUCCAGUGCGACGAAGCGCAGUGCGACGACAUCAUCUCCUACAUCGGGACCGUCAGCCCCGUGUUGCACUCUGCGCCCGUCAAGGCAAAGCAGGCGUGCUAUCUGCCGCAACACAUUCGCUUCGGUCAGGAGAGUGGACCACUGAUUGGCGGUACAUCUGUACCAGGAAUUUGGUUAGCUGCCGGUCACACGUGCUGGGGCAUUCAGAAUGGCCCGGGCACUGGCAAGCUCAUGUCUGAAUUUGUGUUUGACGGCAAAGCGACGAGUGCGAACGUCAGCAAUCUGGACCCAAAGAAGUUCAAGAAGAAGAAGCGCCGCUCGCAGCGCCAACCUGUCCGUCAGCCAAACCGACCCAAGAAGGCUCUCAACCCGCUCGGUAAUAGCACCGUCGCCGCCAACUGGGACAAGUCCCAGACCCUCGCACAGAACUACCGCCGUCUCGGUCUCUCCGCGCGCCUGCGUGGUCCCACCGGUGGAACAGAGAAACCGCUUGGCUCGAAACCCUCCCACUCGGACAAGGACCCUCUGGCCGUGAAAAACAUUGAACCCGUUGCCGCCCUGGUCGAAGCCAAAGUCGAGCGCGAUGCCGACGGCAAGAUCAUCCGCGUCCUGUCCCGACCAAACCCCCUCAACGACCCUCUGACCGCACUGAGUGACGACGAAGAGGAGGCGAUGGCGGAGGACAAGGAAUACGAGGAGUGGGGUGGCAUCCACGAGACCGGCAACGAGACAGAGGUGGUGCGGGAGUUGAUUGAGCAAGCGAAGAACCCAGCGGAGAAGAAACCCCGCUACCAGAGCUCACGGGAAAGAGAAUGGUUAACGAGCUUGGUGGAGAAGCACGGGGACGACUACGAUGCCAUGUUCAGGGACAGAAAGUUGAACCCGAUGCAGCAGACGGCCGCCGACAUUGCGAAAAGGAUCAAGAAGAUGAAAGCAUAG